UACAUAACACGGAACCAUCGGCCUCAGCAUCAAACCUACCCAAGUUUCCAGACAAAUCUGGAUUGAGAAAUCGCCAAAGGAUUCUUCAAUGCGCUUGCUAACAGAUCAGAUGUGGCCUAAUGGUAGCACCUGGCCAACAACGCUAUUGUGAUGAUCAUUAUCAUGAUUAAAAGAAUUGUUUUCUUGUCCUGAAUGCCAACUACCUUUGGCUUGACGAUUUUUUUUGUUGUUCACGCUUUACGCAUCUCUGAAUAAUUUCCAUUUUCGAUCCGUCACACACGGUUGUUUGAGUGGGGGAAAACGCCGAAAAAUCUCUUCAAGCUCUAUACUCUCUCCCAGUAAAUCUAACACUAUGUAGAUGGAUGUUGCUCGUAGAUUCAAGAUCAGGGGGAAUUACUUUAUUCCCGAGUGUUCAACCGUCCGAUUCCGAAGUCGGCUGCUCAGCAGGACGACUGCGUUGUCGAAGUUCGUCGAUGCAGUUUCUCCAAGUCCAGUGAUCCGUGCUCGAAAUGUGUUCAGUCGUGAUCGCCACAGGAACCAAUAAAGAUCGUCAACCAUCUUGUACAUGCAAAGUCCCCAACGAACCCGGCCUGAAAGUGAGCCAUGUGUCCGAGCUUUGAGGGAUUCUAACGUCCAAAAACCGUCCAACGAACGUCGUACGUACAGUACUUCAUUGUGAGGCUCGAAUUCAAAUUCAUGCGACCGUUCACUUUCGUUUACCAACACUAUUAAGUCCAUAUGGUCUAGAAACUCAAACCCAAAUCACUUGGACAGCAAGGUGCAACAAACUGACCACGAACGAACCACUGAUUGAAAUCCAGGCGUGGUAUUCCGAAAUCCAAGGGAUUGGUAUAGUCAGGGAUUCAAGCCCAGUUUGAAUCAGUGGACAUCAGCUUGUGAGGAAUCUCUCGUUCUUAGACUUGAAGAAGCGCCAUGAUGAGGGAUAAUUUUGGCCAUCACCUCGCCGUGCAAUACGAGAAAUUGGACAUGAGGAUCGGCAGCCAGACCCUCGUCUAGGAUUUCCAAACUCUUUUCUACAAACACUGAACGUCGAAGAGUCUGCUGGUUUUGUGCUCGUUGGGCAAUGACGCAAAUCGCGUGAUUUGCGUAUGCCUUAACUAGUCGGCACAGGAUUGUCAGUGAGUCUAAAUUCAUCCUCCGGCUGUAUCACUUCAUCCGGAUCAAAUUAUGUCCAUCGACUGAUUCACAGGAGCAAUUAUCGUCAAAUUCAUGGUGCGCUACAACUACAACUACAUAUUGGCGGUUGCAUGCAUGUUUAGUGACCUGUGAAUUUCUGCCUAAUAGCCAUCAGCGUCGUCAUCUAUCCAUCUAUCCAUCCAUCCAUCUUUGGCUUACGGUAUAUUGAUCCACCUUUGCGAAUAUUGUGUCAUUCUACUCGGUGCUGUGGAGCUUUACAGUGAUCAAAUCCCUUGUCAUUGGCCAAGAUGAAUCUCAAGCGGAACAAUGUUUGGUUCGAACUUGGAAAACCGACGACAGUUUUCCUCUUUAUUGCGAAUAUUCUGGUCCGAUUCACCAAUGCUCAACCCAUUCACGAAGUCCAUACCAAAAAUAUCACACCUAGCCAAUCGUCUCCUCCUCAAUUCACCAUAGAGCCUCUCGAUGGGAAUCAGAAUCCAGAGACCGUCCUCCCUUCUCCGCGAGAUCCUCUGAGAAGCUUUGGACGUUUUCGACAAGGCUCCAUUGGAAAACUUCAGGAUUGGACGUUGGAGCCCAAGACCACAGCCAGUUCGGAUUGGUCCCGAGGGCAAGCUCGAAGGCCCCCUUUGAAAAGUGUGGCACCAGAUUUGUCCCGAACUUGGAUAUGGGAAGAGUCACAGAUCGAAGACAACUUAAUAGACAAAUCUGAUCCUUUCAUUCUUUAGGUCUUUUUAAUAUGUCAGUAAAACCUUUGUCAAAUAGUUCAUUGGAAAAAACGAUAACUCAAUAAAUUGGACUUAUAAUGUGUAUGCG
Messenger RNA from Tigriopus californicus, 1971 nucleotides. RefSeq lists its product as uncharacterized. The transcript is spliced from 2 exons. Lineage: Eukaryota; Metazoa; Arthropoda; Copepoda; Harpacticoida; Harpacticidae. The record is from RefSeq and is a predicted model, not a curated record. Bases 1446 to 1883 code for a protein of 145 amino acids.